Aspergillus candidus is the source of this 462-nucleotide messenger RNA. RefSeq names its product electron transfer flavoprotein regulatory factor 1. Gene Ontology annotation, cellular component: mitochondrion. Bases 135 to 389 code for a protein of 84 amino acids. The record is from RefSeq and is a predicted model, not a curated record. NCBI's taxonomy places the organism in Eukaryota, Fungi, Ascomycota, Eurotiomycetes, Eurotiales, Aspergillaceae. Gene Ontology annotation, biological process: respiratory electron transport chain. The transcript is spliced from 4 exons.
GCCGUCCGCAUUCUCCCCUCACCUCUUCUUCCUCCAUCACAUCUCUCUCAUCCACCAUCUUAUCACCUCAGCCCAACAUCCCCAUCCCAAUCUUAUCAUCCAUCCAUCAUCAUCCUCGAAUGGACUAACCAACAAUGACGAACCCAGAACUGCGUCAUCAAGUAAUCAACAUCUACAAAGAACUCCUCAACAUCGGCCGCGCAUAUCCGCUAGGUUACGACUACUUUCGAACAAGACUACACAAGGCGUUUUCCAGCCAGGCGCAUUUGAGAAAUGAUGAGGAUAUCAAAAAGGGGAUCGCGAGGGCGGAGUUUGUGAAGAAAGAAAUCGAGGCAUUGUACUAUCUAAAACGAUAUCGCACCCUGAAACAGCGCUAUGAAAACAAAUAAGGCCGCCAGGAGCAUCGCACCGAGGGCGGGAUAGGUGGGAUAUAUACACAUGAAAAGACAAAUAUAGAGAAUC